AUGAGCUACGGUCCUGACUGGAAGCAUGUGGCCGGCUCCACUGAAGGACUGUCAGCCACCUGCUAUCGAGGAGAAUCCUAUCGAUUUGUACCUGAUCUUCCCAUUACCGCCACGUUCUCCAGCACUAGUCCAUACAAAUGGCCUCAAAUAGUAUUUUCGUGCUACGGUAAUGAUCUACUGGGACAUGACGUUGUUCGAGGAUACGGUGCACUUCCAAUACCAACAAUUCCUGGGAGGUUGUGCUUGCUGCUCGUCAUUGUUGCCGUCAUUGGAAUCGCUGCUAUCGGAGUCAUCGCUAUCGUCAUCGCUAGUUUCGUCGCCGACAUCGUCACCGGCAUCCUCUACCUCUUCCAUGAAUGGUGCAUUCUCAGCGAUGACUUGGCGCUCUUCUUGCUGUGCAGGGGCUUCUCCAGCCUGUCGUUGCUCGGGAUUCUGUCUUACGAGUGCACUCAAUUCGUCAAUUGCAUUGUGCAUUGCCUGUACUGCUUCCCUUACUUCAUUCAGAUCUCGUCGGAUGUCUUCCAUAUCUAA
This is a messenger RNA of Cooperia oncophora, 531 nucleotides long. The record is from the annotation of a GenBank genome assembly. Lineage: Eukaryota; Metazoa; Nematoda; Chromadorea; Rhabditida; Trichostrongylidae.